CUGGAGUGUAGACGAGCACGAAGACUGCAUCGGGAAGUCGAAGUGAGAUUUGACGGGUGAUCUGACAGAGCUACAAAUACUCUGACUGGAGUCGCCCACCAACGCUUUCCGCACCCAACGUGUUCAAAACUCAACAUGUCUGCAGAAAUUGCCACCGACGCAGCACCACGGGCCACCAAGGCCGUGGCAUCACAUCCGCUUGCGCCGCUAUCGGCCUCGGAGAUCACGACUGCGGCGUCGAUUAUCAAGGCUUCAUGGCCAGCACACACAGACCUGCACUUCAAGGCCAUCACAUUGCAGGAGCCACCCAAGGUGGAAGUCUUGAAGUACCUUGAAGCCGAGCAUGCAGGAAGCCCUCUUCCAGGCAUUAGCAGGAAAGCUUUCGUCAACUACUACAUUCGAAACACAAACAAAUUCCAUGAAGCCAUCAUCGACGUUGCAUCAGGGCGCGUCGAGAAGAAUGUGCUUCUCGGACCAUUCAUCCACGCCAACGGAGAUGGAGACGAAAUCGUCGCCAUCGAGAAAAUCGUGCUCGAAGACGAGGGUGUCAGGGCCGAGAUCGCCAAGCUGCAGCUGCCAGAAGGCACCGUAGUCAUCAGCGACCCGUGGAUCUUUGGAGCCGACGGCGUGAACGACGAGGACCGAAUGUACCAAUGCUUUCUGUACUUGCGCGACCCCAACAAUGCGUCUGAAGCCGACUCCAAUCACUACGCCAUGCCGAUUCCCAUCUCGCCAGUUCUCAGCACGGAGACCAUGAAGGUUAUCCGCAUUGAGAUUAUGCCCACUGGAGCCGACAAUACGAUCAAGCCGAUCGAGAAGUACAAAGUUCAGCCGCCAAACGAAUACAUUCCGGAGGCGCAGACUCUUCGAACUGACUUGAAACCGCUGAACGUCGUCCAGCCGGAGGGCGCCAGCUUCGAGGUGAAGGAGGAGGGCACUUCAAGCGUCGUGUCGUGGCAGAAAUGGAACUUCAGGGUCGGUUUCAACCAACGCGAGGGUAUGGUGCUGUACGAUGUGCGAUACGACGGCCGCCCUCUGUUCUACCGAUUGAGUUUGAGCGAUAUGAACAUUCCCUACGCCGACCCUCGACAUCCGUUCCACAAGAAGUCGGCGUUCGAUCUGGGCGAUGCUGGUGCUGGAAUUAUGGCGAACAAUCUGAAGCUCGGGUGCGACUGCCUGGGCUCGAUCUACUACCUCAGCUCGGUGCUUUCAGACGACAAGGGAGGCGUCAUCGACAUGCCGAACGUCGUCUGCAUCCACGAGCAAGAUGCUGGCAUCGGCUGGAAGCACACCAACUACCGCACCGGUCGAGCAGCCGUCGUCCGCUCCCGUGAGCUAGUACUGCAGUCCAUCAUCACCGUCUCCAACUACGAAUACAUCCUGGCCUUCAUCUUCAACCAAGCCGGCGAGCUCACUUAUGAAAUCCGCGCCACCGGCAUCCUCAGCACCCAGCCGAUCGACGAAGGCAUCACUGUCCCCUUCGGCACCGUCGUGCACCCCGGCGUCCUGGCUGUGCACCACCAACACAUCUUCUCGCUGCGCGUCGACCCCAUGCUCGACGGCCUCACCAACACCGUCGUCUACGACGAAGCCCACCCAAUGCCGCGCUCCGACUUCAACCCGCACGGCACCGGCUACACCGUGUCGGAGACCGUGAUCGGCAAAUCCGGUGGCUACGACACGGCCUACGAGCACAACCGCACCUUCAAGAUCACAAACCCGCAUGUGCGCAACCCGAUCAACGGCAAAGCCGUGGCGUACAAGAUCCAAGCCCCGCCGUUCCAGAAGAUCCUCUCCGACGAGGACAGCUUCAACUUCAAGCGCGCCGAGUUCGCGGACCACAACAUCUACGUCGUGGCGCACCGCGACAACGAGCUCUACGCCGGCGGGCAGUACACGAACCAGUCGCGCGGCGGCACGGGGGUGCGAUCAUGGGCGCAACGCGGCGAUGACGUGGAAGAUGCCGAUGUGGUGGUGUUUGUGCAGGCGGGGAUCAAUCACGUCCCGCGCGUGGAGGAUUUCCCGGUGAUGCCGUGCGAGGUGCUGAAGAUUCACUUCAAGCCGGUUAAUUUCUUCGACAAGAAUCCGGCGAUUGAUGUGCCACCGAGUGAGCAGGUGUUCAACAAGAGCAGUUUGCUGAGUGGGCAGCAUGCGCAGCCGGUGGUUGAGGCGGUGGUGGGGAGGGACGGGGAGUGUUGUGCGCCGAAACUGUGAGCGAGAAUCUAGAGCGACGGUGCGUUGCAUGGGUAGAGAAUAUGGUAACAAGAUGGUUGGUGAAGCUUGCUAUAUAGGAUACACACGGGCGACUUCCUAGAGGUUGAAAAUACAGACGCACUAUGACACAUAUCAGAACACAAAGAAGCUCGAUGCAUGGUUUAUGGUGAUUGAAAGUGAUUCCUGACUUGCUCGAACUCUGCU
Molecule: messenger RNA, 2418 nt
Organism: Boeremia exigua
Lineage: Eukaryota; Fungi; Ascomycota; Dothideomycetes; Pleosporales; Didymellaceae
Product: copper amine oxidase
Exons: 2
Coding region: 136-2214 (692 amino acids)
Biological process (GO): amine metabolic process
Molecular function (GO): quinone binding; primary methylamine oxidase activity; copper ion binding
Source: RefSeq, a predicted model, not a curated record